Thamnophis sirtalis is the source of this 1587-nucleotide messenger RNA. NCBI's taxonomy places the organism in Eukaryota, Metazoa, Chordata, Lepidosauria, Squamata, Natricidae. The record is from RefSeq and is a predicted model, not a curated record.
CGAAUGGACCCCCCGGUGAAGUCGGGGCCGCUCCUGCUCCAGCAGCCGUCGGGUUUGCUCCUGGGGGCCAAGCGGUGGAAAAAAAGCUGGUUUGUGUUGUACCCAGCGAGUCCUCAUGGAGUUGCCCGUCUUGAGUUCUUUGACUGCAAGGAAGGGGCUGCUCCAGCUGACCGGAUCAGUACCAAGAAGCUGGACAAGAAGAUUGUGAGGCUGGCAGACUGUGUGAGUGUGGCUCCUGCCCUGGACUGCAGCCCCAAGGACGGCUUGGCUGCUUUCUGCCUGGAGACCAGCAGCCGCACCUACGUCUUUGCCUCUGAGCCACCGGAGGCGGCUGACUGGAUGGCCAAGCUCUGCGAGGCAGCCUUUCUGGUGAGCGGGGCUGUGAAUGAGUUCUGGGUCACCGUGCAGAAGACGGAAGCGGCCGAGCGCUGCAAGCUGCAAGGGAGGUAUCUGCUGAAGGCUUCUUGGAACGAGCUCAUCCUCAGAGAGGCCCCCUCCAGCCUGCCCCUCUACACGUGGCCCUAUCGCCUCCUCCGCAGAUACGGCAGGGACAAGGUGAUGUUCUCCUUCGAAGCUGGCCGCCGUUGUGAAUCGGGUGCCGGCAACUUCACUUUUGAGACCAAGCAGGGCAACGAGAUCUUCCACGUGGUGGAGGCUGCAAUCCAGGCCCAGAAGGCCCAGGUGGAAGAGCAUCGGCAAAGCAGCAGCUCCCUUGAGAUGGAGGCCCCCGGCAUCUUCUCCCUCCAGAAUGCCAUGGCCAACUCCCUCAGCCUGGAGGGCGAGGGCACGGCUGCUUCUUUGGAGAGACGGGCGCCCAGGGGUGCCCUGGCAGCCAGGGCCAGCGUCGCUGGGGAGGGGAAGGAGGCCACCGUGCCCAAAGGGCAGAACCCGUGGCUGAGCUCCCCCUCGCUGCGGCCCUCCCUCUCCGGGACGGCUGGCUCUUUGGAGGACACCAGCAACGUCUACUCUGAGCCUCUGGAUGCGUUGAAGGGCACGCGGCUCCGCCCAGACUCCCUGUACGCUGACCCCCUUGACAGCCAGUGGCAGGAAGAAGGUCCAGGCCGGGGUUCCAGCCUGGCAGAGGAACAGCCCAGGGCACGGACGGGCGAGGGCCACGGGCUGCCGAGCGACAAGCAGCACAUCUAUGAUGAGCCUGAAGGAAGGGCCCCGUGGCCCACCCCUGCUUCGGCCGCCAUUUACGACGAGGCACGCCUCCCCUGCGAGGCCUGGCGGACUCAGGGCUUGGAGAGCCAAGCUGGCUAUGAGUUGCUGUACCUUCCUGGAACCGGUGAUUAUGCCGUCCCUGCCUUCCACCAAAAGGCCGGGCUGAAACCCUCCAGGCCUAGCCCUGCCCCCAAGCCUCCCCGGGCACACAAGAAAUCUGCUCAGCUGGAGGCCAGUAAGCCCAGAGCGGCCCCCACCCCGGGCCUGGAGGGGGCCUGCAACAGCAACAACAGCAACAACGCCAGCGACCCUCUCUACAGCCGCGUGAUCAAACCACCCUCGGCCCCUGGCCCUUUGGGACCUGAGCAAUCGGUGGACGAAGGCCGGCCGGCUGCUGUGUAUGAAGACCUGGGGGAGAUCUGA